UUCCCUUUAGUCUGCAUCUCAGAGAAUAUGGUGCUGGUGAAGGAGAAUAAGAGCUGGGAGGAGGCACUUGAAUAUUGUCAAAACUUGUUUUUACCUAACAACAGCGAUCUUCACUUUGAUCUACUCAGCAUAGAGCCUGGAGAUGAUCAUGUCUAUGUAAUGAAGGAAGUCAUAAAGGCUGACACAGAAGAGGUKUGGACCGGCCUGCGUUUCCUGGCUGGUGAGUGGCUGUGGGUGAAUGGCGAAGAAAUGCUGUACCGUGACCUACCCCCCUGUCCCAUCACAAGGCACUACUGUGGAGCCUUAUUAAAGAACGACACUGGUAGUGUUGAGGCCAGAGAUUGUUUAGAGAGGAAAAACUUUCUAUGUUACAGUUAUUCUUUGCAUCACUAGCAUUAAGUGAACAUCACUCCACA
Messenger RNA from Austrofundulus limnaeus, 416 nucleotides. RefSeq names its product dromaiocalcin-1-like. Lineage: Eukaryota; Metazoa; Chordata; Actinopteri; Cyprinodontiformes; Rivulidae. The record is from RefSeq and is a predicted model, not a curated record. Bases 28 to 393 code for a protein of 121 amino acids. The transcript has 2 exons.